CUCUCCACACAACCAAUAACAGACAAACCUACCACCACCUCUCUCUCUAAAAUCCCACUCUCCGAUUUUCUCUCUCUCUUACACGAGCUCUCACGCAACGUAAACUACCAGCAAACAAAAUCUAACCAACACGCUCCUCCCUUUUCUCACAAUGAACUCCUCCUCCUCCUCCUCCUCUUCCUCCUCCUCGCACACCCACUACUCCACCUCUUCUUCCGACACCGACACGCCACCGUCCUCCUCUGCCGCAGUCCGCCGUGCGCUACGGUUAAUCCAAUCCGAGGAUUUGAGUUUGAAAAUAGAGGCGGCGAAGGAUAUAAGGAGGUUAACCAAGACUUCUCAGAGGUGUAGGAGACAGUUAGCUGAUGCGGUUAAGCCGCUGGUUUGUAUGUUACGAGUUGGUGAUGAUGACUCAGUUGAAUUGAGCGAGUCGGCUCUCUUGGCUUUGCUUAAUCUUGCUGUUAAAGAUGAGAAGAACAAAAUCAGCAUUGUGGAAGCUGGAGCUUUAGAACCCAUAAUUAGCUUCCUUAAGUCACAAAAUUCAAUCUUAAGGGAGUGUGCAACUGCAUCUUUGCUUACUCUAUCUGCCUCUUCCAUUAACAAGCAAGUUAUAAGUGCUACCGGUGCCAUUCCUCUCCUUGUUGACAUCCUUAGAAAUGGUAACACACAAGCCAAAGUCGAUGCUGUAAUGGCUCUUUCUAAUCUUUCAACACACUCAAAUAAUCUCGACAUAAUUCUCAAGACAAAUCCAAUCCCUUCCAUAGUUAGUUUACUUAAAACCUGUAAAAAAUCUUCAAAAACAGCUGAAAAAUGCUGUGCUCUCAUAGAAUCUUUAGUUGGUUUUCACGAAGGUCGAACUGCGUUGACAUCAGAAGAAGGUGGAAUCCUAGCUGUUGUUGAAGUGCUUGAAAAUGGGUCUCUCCAAAGUCGAGAGCAUGCAGUUGGGGCAUUGCUAACCUUGUGUCAGAGUGAUCGUUUUAAAUAUCGAGAACCAAUUCUCAGAGAAGGUGUGAUCCCUGGACUUCUUGAGCUUACUGUUCAAGGAACACCCAAGUCUCAGUCAAAAGCGCACACAUUGUUAUGCUUGCUGAGGGAUGCUCCGUACCCAAGAUCCGAGCUUCAACCAGACACACUAGAGAACAUUGUGUGUAACAUCAUCUCCCAGAUAGAUGGAGAUGAACAAUCUGGUAAAGCAAAGAAGAUGCUGGCUGAGAUGGUGCAGGUUAGCAUGGAACAGAGCUUGAAACAGCUACAACAAAGGGCUUUGGUAUGUACACUACACCAAAAUGACCUCCCUAUCAGUGGUUGCACUUCUGAAGUAUCUUCAAAAUGACUGUUUUUGGCUAUCAGUUUGUGACUUCUUUCCUUGUGGCGUUUGUGAGAUGAUGUUUUCUUUGUAGAAAAGAGUGGAAAAAAAAGUAUAGUGAAGAAUGCCAGUCCAGGCCGUUGUCUAGGUACCAGGUGACUGGUGAGUGUCGAUAAUCUAGAAGUUGUAUGUGGUUGAAAAAUGUAGUUUUGUCGUUACAAAUUACAAAAGAAUACAAAACGGGGCUUGUAUAGUAACUGGUGUACCAAAUUUUAUACAAUUAGUAAAUUUUCCUCGCUUUCAUAA
Molecule: messenger RNA, 1612 nt
Organism: Populus trichocarpa (black cottonwood)
Lineage: Eukaryota; Viridiplantae; Streptophyta; Magnoliopsida; Malpighiales; Salicaceae
Product: U-box domain-containing protein 4
Cellular component (GO): nucleus; cytoplasm
Molecular function (GO): protein binding
Source: RefSeq, a predicted model, not a curated record